Capsella rubella is the source of this 1036-nucleotide messenger RNA. RefSeq names its product protein FLX-like 4. The coding region runs from base 196 to 912 and encodes 238 amino acids. The transcript is spliced from 3 exons. Lineage: Eukaryota; Viridiplantae; Streptophyta; Magnoliopsida; Brassicales; Brassicaceae. The record is from RefSeq and is a predicted model, not a curated record.
GAGACCAGAGUUGUGGUACUGUUGUGAAAUCGAUCGCUGUCUUUGAUUUGAUUAGAGAUCGCAGUCUUUUUAGAGCAUAAAGCCUUAAUUUUGCAACACUUAUCUCUUCCGGUGUUCGAAUUUUCAGCUAAUUUAUAUCGAAGAGAUCAUCUCUCGUUGUGAGUUUCAGGAACAUUUUAUGUUUCCUUUGUAGGAAUGUCUUCAAGGGAGAGGCUAGGUUCAAAGCAUCAUAGCCGAGUUAGCCAGGGGAUGUCAACUAGUGGGUCAUCAUCAUCCAGGCACCACGAGAUCAUCUCUUCGGCUUUGGAUCCCCGUCAUCUUCGAGACCAACGGGUUUCCCUUCCCGAUAUCCUAGAAAACAAGAUUGCAGCUCAAGCUGUUGAGAUGGACCGGCUCUCUAGUGACAACCGUAAACUAGCUUCAAGCUACGUAGCUCUCAAGGAAGACUUAACUGUGGCUAACCGUGAAGUCCAAGGGCUAAGAGCUCACAUCAGAAAGACUGAAACAGACAGCGAGAUUCAGAUCCGAGCGACUCUUGAGAAAAUAGCUAAAUUGGAGGGUAUGGUGCAGAACAGAGAGAAUAUAAGGAGGGAGGUGCAAUUAGCUCACAUUGAGGCUCAUCGAUUGGCCAGAGAACGCGAAGAGCUUGCUUCGCAGGCCAAGUUGUUGUUAAAGGAGUUGAAGAAGGUUUGUCUUGAGGCAGAGAGUUUAGAGGCUUCGAGCCAAGAGCUUGAGCGGUUGAAAGAGGAGCACAAAAGAUUACGGAAAGAUUUUGAGGAAGAGAAGAGUGGGAACGUAGAGAAACUUGAGCAAUUGAAAGAGAUGGAGAGGAAAAUAAUCGGAGCGGUUAAAAAGAUUGAGAAACUGCGAAGUGAAAUCGCAACCGCAAGGAGCAGAGCCGUCGAGAAUUGAAUGUGUGUUUAGAUUUCAGAGAGGCCGAGGCUGGGGCUCCUCUAUUUAGGGAGGAUUACAAGAACCACAAUUGUGUUCUCAUUUUUCCUAAUAUAUAUAUAUGAGCUUUCCUUUUUCAAAUCAA